Molecule: messenger RNA, 1102 nt
Organism: Anneissia japonica
Lineage: Eukaryota; Metazoa; Echinodermata; Crinoidea; Comatulida; Comatulidae
Product: SH3 domain-containing protein C23A1.17-like
Exons: 5
Source: RefSeq, a predicted model, not a curated record
UUACAAUAAUUGUUAAAUUAUUAAUUAUAUUUUGCUCUUUAGAUGGUGUCUGUUGGGACAGUCACUUCACCUGUGCGUGGCAUUCAACCAGCAGCUAACUCUGCUACCAAUAGAGUUGGUGUUACUCCCAGCCGGAGUAAGAGUGACGUCGCCGCUGCUCCAGGAUCGAACAAAGAAAUAUUUCGCAUCGCGGGAGCGGUUGGCAACGGUAACCUUAAUGUGCCAAAUGGGUCCAUAGUUGACAUUGACAAAGGGGUGUUUGUGACACCGAAAGCGUCAUUCGCUCCCUCGGUACUGAAAUCACAGGCACAGGAAAAAUUAUUUAUGCAACAACUCCGUUUUAUACAUAGACAGUCGAUCAAUCAAAGAAAAGGACGAAAAUCAAGACCACCCAUUGUUGUCCAGCGCCACCUUUUGCCAAGAAUACAAUCAUCUGGUCCGAUACGCAACAUGAUGUCUUUGUCGACAUCAACAGGAAAGUUUACACCAGUGGACGCCAGCUCCCUAAACAGCGUAGACCCAUCGUGCCCCAAGAUUAAGCUCAAACCCGUCUCAAGAUCACCGGUUCCAAUAGCUCCUAAUAUUCCUAUUUUGUCUCCUGCUCCGCCAGUUGUUAUUAGUCCAAUAUUGAACAGUCCAAUCAGCAGUCCAGUUUCUUUUGUGACUAAUUCGCCAUCUCCAGUAACAGUGCCACAAACUAUGCAAAUAUCAGCUCCAGUUGCCAUGGUUCCCAUUUCGGCUGCUGCAUCGGUGAUGCCGAUUGUUGCAGCGCCUUCUACUCCUUGUCCAAUUGUAGCCAUCCCGGUGACAACGAACCAGGUUUAUGCUCAGCAAGCGCCACCGGUAACCUCUGUUGCAGCCACGCCACCACAGAACAAGACCUGCGAUAGUAGUGUGCUAUCGACGCCCAGCCCUCCAAGUAAUGAUGUCAGUUCCACAGACAGUCACGCCAAGGAUGGCCAGUCAUCUUUUAGGCUUUCACCACCACCAAAUCUGUCCUCAAUCUUAGAUAUAUCCCUACCAUCUGCUGAUGCCCCUGAGGACACCAGUAUUGGAGGCGAGUCCCUUAUCGCCAUGGCAAUGGAUACUGCUGGUCUAACAG